UGAUGGAAAGCAGUUGUAAGACAGGUGCCCUCGGUUCAUUGUCAGUGAGGGGCGCGAGGGAACGAGUGGAUUUUCUCUUUUGUCCGUAAUUUAUUUUUUAUUUUUUCGUACCGUCAUUCAGUGGCUGGAUGGCGUGGGACAGGUGUAAUCAGGACUCGGUGUGGAGAGAACUAGAGUGUGCUGCCUUAGUUGGUGAAGACCAGCCCCUUUGCCCUGACCUUCCUGAGCUUGACCUCUCUGAGCUGGAUGUCAGUGACCUCGAUGCAGAUACCUUUCUGGGCGGACUCAAGUGGUACAGCGACCAAUCAGAAAUCAUUUCCAGUCAGUAUGGCAAUGAAGCAUCAAACCUGUUUGAGAAGAUAGAUGAGGAAAAUGAGGCCAACUUGCUGGCAGUGCUCACAGAAACCCUGGACAGUAUCCCAGUGGACGAAGACGGUUUGCCUUCGUUCGAGGCCCUGGCAGAUGGGGACGUGACCAAUGCCAGUGAUCAGAGCUGUCCUUCCACCCCCGAUGGCUCGCCACGCACCCCAGAGCCAGAGGAGCCUUCCCUGCUGAAGAAGCUCCUCCUGGCGCCUGCUAACUCCCAGCUCAGCUAUAAUCAAUACCCAGGUGGCAAGGCACAGAACCAUGCAGCCAGCAACCAACGGAUCAGACCAACACCUGCUGUUGCCAAGACAGAAAACCCCUGGAACAGCAAACCACGUGGGGCCUGUCCCAACCGGUCCAUGAGACGCCCUUGCACUGAGCUGCUCAAGUACCUCACCUCCAGUGACGAGGCCUUCCAGACCAAAGCCAGGGAAGCCAAGAGCACCUGGACAGGUUGUGGCAAGGACAGGGGAGGGGCUUGCACCUCUUCCUGCUCAUCUUCUUCCUCUCCAUCGUCUUCGUCCACCUCCUCUUUCUCGUCUCUGUCGUCCUGCUCCUCUUCCACCGCCUCCAAAAAGAAGACGUCCUCUGCCUCCCCAUCAUCACAGCAGCAGCAGCACCAGCAGCAGCAGCAGCAGCAGCAGCAGCAGCUGGCAUUGCAGGCCCAGCGAGCCAAACCAACCAUCUUGCCACUUCCUUUGACCCCAGAGUCUCCAAAUGACCACAAGGGAUCUCCGUUUGAGAACAAAACCAUUGAACGCACAUUGAGUGUGGAGAUCUGUGGAACCCCAGGUCUGACACCACCUACCACGCCUCCUCACAAAGCCAGUCAAGAGAACACUUUCAAACUAUCACUCAAAAACAAGCUUUCUUCAUGCUCUCCCUCGGCCCUGACAAGCAAAAGGCCCAGGCUGAGCAAUGGGGGCUCUUGCCCUCCGCCAACCAGCGGCUCUAUUCGGAAGGGCCCAGAGCAGACUGAGCUCUAUGCCCAGCUGAGCAAGGCAUCCUCCACAAUGCCCCUAGGGGGCUUGGAGGAGCGUCGGGGCAAGCGGCCCACGCCCCGCGUCUUUGGCGAUCACGACUAUUGUCAGUCUACAAGCACAAAACGAGACGGCACCACCACAGCUACAGCGGUGACUGGGCCAACGGAGGGCCGGCAUGUGGAAUGUAAAGACUCGAACAUGCCGACCUCCUCUACUUCUACAUCAUCAUUGUCUUCCGCCACCCCUUUGUCUUCCUCUCUGGCCAGGCAGCUUCAGGGCCUUUCCCCCACUGCUCAGGAGGCUCGUCCGGACACAGAUGCUCACGGACAGGACCACAAGUCCACUUCAGGCUCCAAAACGUCAGUGGAUUGCAGGAAACUACUAAGGGACCAGGAGAUCCGGGAAGAGCUCAACAAGCACUUUGGAAAGCCUCAGCAAGCCUUCUAUAGCGGGGUUGUGGGAGAGCAAAGGGACAAUCGGCCGCUGGAGGACAGUGACUCUGGGGAUGAGUACCCCAGUCUUCUCAGUGACUACAUGCACCCGGGUCUGCCCGACUUUGAGGACCUCGAGGUUGGCCGGGAGCGCCUGUUCUACUUGGGGGAAGGUUCUCCACUCGAGCUGCUCCUCGAAGGGUCGCCCUCCAGCUCCCCUUCCAGCAGUUCAUUCUCAUGGAGCUCUGUCUCACCUCCUUCCACUCAGCUGUCCCCACAGCACCCCCGCUGGCCACGCUCCAUCUCUCGGACCCGUUUCUCAUCUCACAACAGGAACAGAUCCCUCUCCAGGUCUCCGUAUUCCCGCUCGGAGUCUCCCGACAGCCGUUCUCCCUCUUGGUCUCCUCACAAUAUGGACGAUAGCACUUUUAUUCCCAGGAUUUGUAGAAGCCCUCGGUCCCAGUCUAAUUCUAUUUUUGGUCGGAGACCUAGGUACGACAGCUAUGAGGAAUACCAGCACGAGCGUCUGAAGCAGGAAGAGUUCCGACGUGACUAUGAGAAACGGGAAUGCGAGAGAGCCGAGCAGAGGGAGAGACAACGGCAAAAAGCAAUAGAGGAGAGGCGAGUGGUGUAUGUGGGACGUCUUCGUGCCAACAGCACACGCACAGAGCUCAAACGCCGCUUUGAAGUCUUCGGCGAAAUUGAGGAGUGCACAGUCAACUUGAGACAUGAUGGAGACAACUUUGGCUUCAUCACCUACCGCUACACUUGUGAUGCGCUCGCUGCCCUUGAGAAUGGACACACCUUGCGCAGGUCGAAUGAGCCUCACUUUGAGCUCUGCCUUGGUGGACAAAAGCAGUACAGUAAAUCGAAUUACACAGACUUAGAUUCCCAUUCUGAUGACUUUGAUCCAGCCUCCACUAAAAGCAAGUACGACUCCAUGGAUUUUGACAGCUUGUUGCGAGAGGCCCAGUAUAGCCUGAGAAGGUAAUGAGCACCACUGCACCGGCUGGCUGCAAACAGAGGGAUUUGCAAUACCUCACUGUUGUUUCUGUUCUUUGAAUACAAGACUAAAGACGUUUUACACUCACCACUGUAAGUGGAAAGAGUAUACGUGGACGAUAAAGUUCUACGUAUAUGAAGGGAUAUACGCGUUUAUCUGCAAGCAAAGUUUACAUGAACCUAGCUGCUGCGAAGCUGAGGAGAGACACUGCCUGAAGUAGCGCACACUACUUUAGCGGACUACACAGAUCCGUGUGCGGCGCGAGGCUCCGUUAGAGACACGAAUCUUCAUCAGAGCUCGCUUCACACGCGCAUCGCCCUCGGCACUUUGAAAGGGGAAAAUUGCAGCUCGUUCAGUCUGUUUUUAUUGUUUGGAGUUUAUUUUUGUGGGCUUUUUCUGUUCCUUUUUUAAUCUGGGUGUUUGGAUGUGGUGUUACAUUAUCGAGAAGGGUUUGGGGAAAUCUCUUGGAUGUUCAAGGUAACAUUGUCUACAUUUAUUGAGGGGGGGGGGGGAGAUGUAGUCGCCUAUUUACAAAAGGAAUAUUUUUAUUUGAUGUGCAUAUCAGCGUUCUUUGUUUGUUACAGCUAUGCACUGUAAAAUGCAGCCUUUUUAAGAUGAAAUUUUCUUAAUCAAGAAUGUUGAUCUGUAGUCAUUAUGAUGAUGUAUAACCUACAUGGCGUUUAGAUGACGUGAUUUGAUUGUAAAAAAAAAAAAACAUGUAUGGAGAUUUAUUGCUCUUUUUGGGGGAGCAUGCAACAAAAUUUUGUCUGUUUUUCCUUUGGUUAUUUUUAUUUCAUCGAAAAACUCCAUGUGCAGUUUCAUCCGAUUUUCAAAUGAAUAUCUCAGUGUUUUCCGUACAUACAUGCAGUGUAAGAUAGAUUUUUUCAAGAGUUUAUGUUCACUACUGUGUAAAAAAAUGAACCCCAAGAUAUUUUUUUAUCCUUUAUGUCUGAAGGAAUCAAUAGAUUUUAUUUGAAUUUCUCUGUGCACACUAAUAAUUGUUAUCGUUCCUGUUUGAUAAUACACUUUCACAGAGAUGAUUACUCUUCUAACACAGAAUUACUCAUGCUUAUUUAUGUAUUUAUCUCAGUAUUCUAAUCAAAAUAUUUAUGGCAGCCAUCUCACGUGAUGCUCCUUACAAAUUUUGCUAUUUAUAUUAUUUGUUAUUCAACAAUCACUGGAAAGGAUGUAAAUUUACAAGUUCUAAAGAAAUAUCGUUUUUAUAUGCCUUCAGAGAUGGAACAAACAAUAUAUUGUAUGAUCAUAUUCUAGGCUCAUGAUGAACUUUGCUGCUCCAAAACUCAAGUGAUUUAUUUGUUUUUCUAGCUCUAAAACAUCCACCUUUUCAUCUCUUUUUUUAUUACAUGAAGCAAUAAAAUAAUUUUGCAGGUAUUUUGUUGUACCACAGAAAAUCUGUGUCUUUGCUCCACACUUUUGAUUAUGUGAAUGCCAAACUAAAGUUUACAAUUUUCUUUCCUGAAUUUUUUAAAAACAAGAAAAAAAGAUGUAUUUGAUGUAAAAAAAAAAAUUAUAUAUAUAUAUAUAUAUGAUGAUACUAAUCUUGUCAUUACUCACAAUAACUCAAAAUAAUGAAAAGUAAUAAUGGAAUAUGAAAAUGUGAAUUUAAAAAAAAAUAAAUAAAUAAAAAAGCAAUAAAUUAUUUUUCAAAGCUGUAUUUUAGCUCAUGUUGUUGUAUGGUUUUAGACAUGACAAAUUACCCAGACUCUGUUCAAAUACGGGGGAUCCAUUCCAGUGCCUCAACACAGAUCUUAAGAACACCGUUGGAAAGAGAAAUUGGUUGUGAAUGCAGCUUGUGUGUGUGUGUGUGUGUGAGAGAGAGAGAGAGAGAGAGUGUGAGCAAAUUCAAGAAUUCAAUAUAAGCAAUGAAAGAAGUGGAAAAGCCAAAAAUUGCAUCUAUGAGAUUGAGUCUCUUUCCAAAGCAAGAGCAAAUGAACUGUUAAUAAUUUGAAUCACCCAAACGCAACAGGCACCUCUCACGGACACUUAAGGUAACCUUUUUUUUAUGUCGAUUAAUAGCCCAUAUUAAAAGAUUCACAAACCAUUGCUGUCGAUGUAAAUGUCUGGUUUCAGAAAAAUGAUUUUCUGCACAGAGCUUGGGUAUGGAGUCAUGUCGCGUUCGAUAUGUGUGGCUUUAAUCAGUGCAACAUGUAUGUUGCAAAUCUGCUUUGUAAAUUGCUGUAGCAAUAUGUUACAACACCCUGAUGGGGUGUAUCUUUUGGAGUGGCAGACUUUCUACUACUGAAGGAUUUGCCACUGCGUUGGAUGAUUUUUUUUUGUGUGUGUUUCCAUAAAGAAGCAGAUAUAUCUAAACGAGGCUGUGUGUGGAUUUGAUAGAGUGUGCGUGUAUUUCGGGUCAAGGGGACUGUGUUUGGCUGUGUUAUCUUCUAUUUGUCUCCUAUCCAUGUUGCCUUCUGCUGAGUCCUAACCAAUGCCUUUGUAGUUGUACGUAUUGUACAAUCUUUGUUGUGGAUUUUCUUUUUUAUGUGUAGUUUUCAUCAGCCUCACCAUGCCAAUAAAGGGAAUUGUGUCUAAUUUA
Messenger RNA from Pimephales promelas (fathead minnow), 5340 nucleotides. The record is from RefSeq and is a predicted model, not a curated record. NCBI's taxonomy places the organism in Eukaryota, Metazoa, Chordata, Actinopteri, Cypriniformes, Leuciscidae.